Molecule: messenger RNA, 732 nt
Organism: Nymphalis io (European peacock)
Lineage: Eukaryota; Metazoa; Arthropoda; Insecta; Lepidoptera; Nymphalidae
Exons: 3
Molecular function (GO): transmembrane monodehydroascorbate reductase activity
Source: RefSeq, a predicted model, not a curated record
AUGACAAAGUGUAAUUACGAAUGCGCUACAGAAGAGACAGCGCCGGAUGUGUUAGAAUUUGUUGGUCCCGUUAAAAUUAUUUUAGUUGAUCAAACCAAAACCGCUUACGCAUGUAAAACGUGUUACGCUGCUAUGAUAGUCAUGGCCCAAAUGUUAAUGGCCACCUCUACAAUUAUAGUGAUGCUUUUCUCAUUGAGUUACAAGAAGAGCACUUGCUAUAAAGCUUUGCAUAUAUUUCUGUGUACUGUUGGGCUUCAAACUAUCAUACCGUCAGGAAUUUUGAGUCUUAAUAAAUCAAAUGGUUCUUCAGCGCCAAUGAAACAAUCAGAUCGUAAAUUUGAACAUAUUUUCAUGCAGUGCUUUGGGUCUUCAUGUGCAAUAUCUGGAGCAAUCGCAACAUAUUUUGCCAGUUUUCCAUAUAUUUUUACUCUACAUUCUUAUUUCGGUUUGGCAGCAACAGGUUUUGCAAUUUUAUGCCCCUGUACUGGAUUGUGGAUUUGUUGGUUCAGCAGUAAACCAAGCCCCCAUAAAGAAUAUGAAAGAUACCGACGCCUUAUAUACAAUAUUCAUAAAUUAUUUGGCGUUUUGACAGUUUUACUAUCUUCCGUAUGUUUCGUUAGUGGAUUAAUAAAAUCUCCUUUCUUAAAGUGGCUUCCGUUAGACGAAAUGUUUUAUUUAACGACCAUGUUUUGUGUUUUCUAUACACUUGUAAUUAUAUAUAAACCAUUAAAA